UUCUCUCUCUCUCUCUCUCUCUCUCUCUCUCUCUCUCUCUCUUUUCUCUCCGAUUCUCUUUUUUCCUCUCACAUUCUUCAACAAUCAAGAACAAACAACACAGAAACCUUGACCACAGUUUCGAUAAAUCCUAAUGACGAAGAACCCAUAAUCGCAAAACCAGUACUGUUGAAUGCAGAAGAACAUGGACAGCGUUUAUGCAGAGCUGGAUGAAGUUAAAGCUGAGCUUGAGAAGCUCAGGACUGAAUACAAAAGCAAAGCAGAACUAUCCGAAAACUUGAGGAGAGCACACAACGAGCAGCUCAGUAAAGUCCAGGAGGCAAGUUUAAAAAUCGAGAAGCAGGCUCAGGAACUGAAUGAGAAUGCAGAAAAGAUAUCCGCAGUGCAGCAGAUGUGUGACGAUCUCAAAUGCAGUUUGAAAGAUAAAGAGUCCAUGAUUCAACAUCUCAGGGCUGCAAACGAUAGACUUCGAGUUGAUUGUGAUGAGAAGUACCGAAAAUUGGAAGAAACCAACAGAGUGUUGGCAUUGGCUUUAGAUGAAGCAAAUGAGAGGAAAAUGGAUGAAGAGCAAACAAUUCGUGCUUACAAAGAAGAGAUUCAAGGCCUCAAGGGACGUCUAUCUGAUUCACAGAAGAAAUGUUUGGAAGUAGAGAAGAAAGCUAAUGCAUCAAAAGAACUAAGAGAAAGGGAUGAGAUGAUUCGCAGAGUAGAGGAGGAAAAUCGGAAAGUUCAAGAUCAGCUAAAGUGGAAGAAGGAGCAGUUCAGGCAUCUAGAAGAAGCACAUGAGAAGCUCCGAGACCAGUUCAAGGAAAGUAAAAAAGAAUGGGAGAGGGAGAAGUCUUCAUUGCUUGAUGAGAUUUGUUCAUUGCAGACAAAACUGGAUUCUCAAACCAGAAUUUCAGAUGAUCUUCAAAAGCAGCUGAAGAUGUGCAACCAUGCCUUGGCCCAUGAAGAAAGCCGUAGAAAGCGUCUGGAAGUUCAAGUGUCUGAAUUCCAAACACGCUUUACAAGUGACUCUUUUGACAGUGAGGAUGAAAAAUCGCAACUGGAACGCUUGACUGCAGAGAGGGACAAAGAAAUUGCAUCUCUAAGGCAAUCUCUAAGCACAAAAGCAACACUUCACAAAGAAAUGGAAUAUCAAGCAGGGAAGCUACAGCAAGAAAAUGAGGAGUUGCGGAUGUCCCUCAAAGAACUCCAGGAAGCCCAAAUCCAAUCUGCACCAGGGUCACCUUCUUUGGCAAAGCUGCGAAGCAAGCUCAAAAGAUUGGAGCAGAUGCACAGAGAUUCUGUUGCAGAUCAUAGGGCUAAAGAAGAUGAAUGGAGCUCUCAACUGGAAAAUAUGACAGUGGACCUGAACAACUAUAAGUCUGAGUUAGAGAACAAAGAUGCAGCAAUAACUGGGCUCAGGUUAGAAUUGGAACAGAUGCAGAGAGACCUCACCUCAGAUCUCAGAGCUAAGGAAUAUGAAUGUAGCUCUCAAUUUGAAAAAAUGAAAGAUGAAUUGAACAUUUGUAAAUAUGAGUUAGAGAGUAAAGAUGCAGCACUAAAAGAACUCAAUAUGGAAAUGGAGCAGAUGCAUAAAGCCUGUACUACAAAUGGUGCCGAAGAUGCUGAGUGGAGCUCUCAACUUGAAAAGAUGGCAGAUGAUGUGAAAAGCUAUAUUUCUGAGCUAGAGCGAAAAGAUGCAAUGAUAACCGAGCUCAAGAUGGAAAUGGAGCAGAUGCAUAAAGCCUGUACUACAAAUGGUGCCAAAGAUGCUGAGUGGAGCUCUCAACUUGAAAAGAUGGCAGAUGAUGUGAAAAGCUAUAUUUCUGAGCUAGAGCGAAAAGAUGCAAUGAUAACCGAGCUCAAGAUGGAAAUGGAGCAGAUGCACAGGGACUGUACUACAUAUCGGGCCAAAGAGACUGAAUGGAGCUCUCAACUAGAGAAGAUGACAGGUGAUCUGGAAAGCCAUAUUUCUGAACUAGAGAGAAAAGAUGCAGCAAUAACCGCCCUCAAGAUGGAAAUGGAGCAGAUGCACGGGGACUGUACUACAUAUCAGGCCAAAGAGGCUGAAUGGAGCUCUCAACUAGAGAAGAUGACAGGUGAUCUGAAAAGCCAUAUUUCCGAACUAGAGAGAAAAGAUGCAGUAAUAACCGAGCUCAAGACGGAAAUGGAGCAGAUGCACAGGGACUGUACAACAUAUCGGGCCAAAGAGACUGACUGGAGCUCUCAACUAGAGAAGUUGACAGGUGAUGUGAAAAGCUAUAUUUCCGAGCUAGAGAGAAAAGAUGCAGUAAUAACCGAGCUCAAGAUGGAAAUGGAGCAGAUGCACAGAGACUAUACAAUUAAUCAGGCCAAAGAGACUGAAUGGAGCUCCCAACUAGAGAAGAUGACAGGUGAUGUGAAAACCUAUAUUUCCAAGCUAGAGUGUAAAGAUGCAGCAAUAAAUGAGCUGAAGAUGGAAAUGGAGCAGAUGCACAGAGACUAUACAAUUAAUCGGGAAAAAGAGACUGAAUGGAGCUCCCAACUAGAGAAGAUGACAGGUGAUGUGAAUGUUUUUAAGUCUGAGCUAGAGUGUAAAGAUGCAGCAAUAAAUGAGCUCAAGAUGGAGUUGGAAGCUUGUCACUCUCUAACUGUGCAGCUCAAGUUGCAAAACGAGGAGCUUUCUGUCAUGUUAUUGGUGUUGAAGCUUGGAAUCUCUGAGGCUCAGUUGAAGAUUUCAAAUGAGCGUUCUGAAAUGGUUCUGCUUGACAAAGAGAAAGAAGAGUAUAUAUCUCUUUUGAUGCAGCAAGUGGAGAUGAAGAAUGCUGCUCUGGUUAUUGCACAGGCAGGUAUCGAAGAAGAAUGUGAGAAGGCUGCAUUUUUAUCUAGGAGGAUUGAAGCUUUGGAUCUCAUUGAGAAAGAACAACUUCUAAUGCAGGAAGAACUUGACAGGUACAAGGAAAUGCUGGAGGACUCAUCCAAGCAUGAACUUUGCUUGAAACAGCAACUUUUGCAGAUUGAAAGUGUUCUAGAAAGAGAACGUAGAGAAGUUAAUGAUGCCUUAGAGAGAGCAAAUACUGAGUUGGCUGAGAAAAUCAGUGAAGGAAGUGAAAUUGAAAUGGAAUUGCAUAUAUGGAAGUCCAUCACUGAAAAUUUAAGAACUGAUCUUGAAGUAAGUCUGGCCAUACGUAAAGAGUUAGAAGCUUCUCUUCUUGCAGAGGUAGAUGUUGGGGAGACCAUCAAGCAAGAGAAUAAGGGUCUUCUUUGUGUUCUAGAAGAGAAAGACAAAACAGUAGAAAACCUCCAGCAGCAGAUCGUGUUACUGGAGCAGAAGCUCAAGAGAACAGAUGCAGAUGCAGAAAAUGCUGGUUCUGAACAAAUAGAGGCAGCGAUGUCCUUGGAGAAACUCCAGAACGAGGUCAGCCAGCUAGAGCAUGAAUCACUGAUGAAAGAGUUCACAGGUGUUUUGCUUGCCCAAAUUGGUGCAGAGAGACUAUUUGAGCAUGAGAAGGAGAAACUUAUCCAACUUGUAGAACAGAAAUACCAGAGAGUGAAUGAUCUUAUGCAGCUUGUGGAGUCCUUGGAGAAUAAGUUUAAUUGCUCAGUAGUUUCUCUCUCUUCACAGCUAGCUGAAAAACAGGCGGAAAUUAAUCUCAUCCAUGAGGCUUGGGAGGACAUCACUGCUGCACAGAUUAUGGCUGCAGUUGAAAAUGAAGAAAAGAAGUCAGUGAUUGCGGAACUUGAGGUUGAAAUCUGUAGUUUACAGACAAAGCUGGAAUCACAGCAGAAAUCCUUGUAUGAUUCACAACAGCGAGCACUGGAGUUUGAAGCUGAAUUGAAAACAAAAGAGCUGGAAGCGCAGAAACGGAGUGAUCAAAUGAAGACAAAGCUGAGAAAUUCAGAUGCCUUAAUUGAAGAACUCAAGAGUGAAAGAAGAAAUGUACUUGAAGAUGUCAUUAAGUUGUCAUCAGAAAGUAUCAGUCAGUUCUCCAGUACAGACAAACAACUGAGGGGUAUGUUGGAAGAGAUGGUGCUCUCUUUUGAAAACCAAGGUCCAAAAAUGGAUUUGGAAUGGACUGAUGAGUUUAUUGACCCAGAAAAAGAGAAUGUUUCUACGCCUACCAUGAUGAAGAAAUGUGAAGUAAUUUCUGACUUAAGAUCUCCAUUUAGAGACCUCAACACUUAGCUGCAAUGUGAAAAUGAAGCACGGAUUCUUUAUUUUUAACUUACGUGUAUUAAUUCAUGCGUAUGUAAUUAUUUUGUUUUUGACAAACAAUUUAACCACGAAUUUGAUUAACUGUUGUAAGUCCCCAAGUUAGGAAAUUAUAUUUCUUCAG
Messenger RNA from Rosa chinensis, 4301 nucleotides. RefSeq lists its product as uncharacterized. Lineage: Eukaryota; Viridiplantae; Streptophyta; Magnoliopsida; Rosales; Rosaceae. The coding region runs from base 173 to 4150 and encodes 1325 amino acids. The record is from RefSeq and is a predicted model, not a curated record. The transcript has 2 exons.